This is a messenger RNA of Lotus japonicus, 1101 nucleotides long. RefSeq lists its product as uncharacterized. The coding region runs from base 33 to 893 and encodes 286 amino acids. The transcript has 5 exons. The record is from RefSeq and is a predicted model, not a curated record. Gene Ontology annotation, molecular function: hydrolase activity. NCBI's taxonomy places the organism in Eukaryota, Viridiplantae, Streptophyta, Magnoliopsida, Fabales, Fabaceae.
CAGAACGGAACUUUCCCACCUGUCUACCAAACAUGACUGCUUCGCUCAGAAUGUUGAGGGUUCUCAGAUCUUCCGCUCCCAGAUUCUUGACUAAAGGCCGUCGUCGUACCUUUGCUGCUCCUCCUCCUCUUUACAUCGAUGGUACUAAAGUUCCCUUCGAGAAAAUCCAGAUUCCAACGAAAUGGAAACAGAGAAAAAAUACAUUUGAUGGAUAUUUUGUUGGCAAUGGUGAGGGCAACGCUCCUGGAAUUGUUCUGCUUCAGGACUGGUUGGGUGUGGAUUAUCAUGUCAUAAAUCAUGCUUUGAGGAUUUCUCGGCUUGGCGGUGGAUUUAAAGUUCUUAUUCCAGAUGUGUACGGAGGAAACCAAGACCAAUUGUUUAAAGGUUAUGAUUGGAAAGGUGCUAUGUUUAAAGUUCAUUCUUCAGUUGAAUGGCUUAAGACCAAUGGUUCAAAGAAGGUUGGUGUAGCUGGCUUUUGUAAGGGGGGUGCUCUCGCUGUUACGUGCUCUUCCUUUUUUCCACCUGUUGAUGCUGUUGUAGCUUUCUAUGGCAUUCCUGGUUUCUUGCUUGCCAAUUCCCAUUGUCCUGUUCAGGCUCACUUUGGAGAGCUGGAUGAUCUUGUUGGCUUUUCGGAUGUCACGGCUGCGAAGAAAUUGGAGGGGAAAUUGAAGGAAUCUCGAGUUCCACAUGAGGUGCACAUAUAUCCUGGCUACAGACACGCAUUUAUGAACGGAUCUUCAAAAAGAAUCAAGAGGUGGAAUGGCAUGGGAUUGCCUGAUGAAGAUGAAAUUGCAGUUCAACUAGCCCGGUCUCGGCCAGAUGAAGAUGAAAUUGCAGUUCAACUAGCCUGGUCUCGCUUCGAGACAUGGAUGACAAGGUUCUUGUCUAGUUAGAUAAUCUCGAUAGGCGAGGGACCUCAAACCUUUAUUAUUUGUUGUUGUGGUUGAUGUUUCCUUUAAAUUACAGUGGAACCGAUGCUGGAUCCAUUUGGUAUUUGAGUAAUUGGUCAUAGAAUUUGUUUUUUUUGAAAAUUGGAUCCUUCCGUAAUGGAGAGGGCUGUCUUUUAUUAAUUGGCGUGGAUGCCAACUUGGUUGUCACAUA